Fusarium coffeatum is the source of this 3183-nucleotide messenger RNA. RefSeq lists its product as uncharacterized. The record is from RefSeq and is a predicted model, not a curated record. Lineage: Eukaryota; Fungi; Ascomycota; Sordariomycetes; Hypocreales; Nectriaceae. The transcript has 5 exons. Bases 1 to 3183 code for a protein of 1060 amino acids.
AUGGAGGCUGGGGGAAGAGCGCUACCGAAGCCUAUUAAGCGCGAGGCCUCGCCAGGCUUUGACGCCGGAACCGACAGCGCGAUUUCAAAGCGCCAGUGCGAUGAGGCAUCUGGCAUAGUUCAUCCUCAGAUCCAGUUCCCGUGGCAAACUUGCCGAGAUCUGGACGAUGUUGAGCGCCUAAAGAUCAAAGAGAAGGCUGUCCGACAAGCCAGAAAGAACUGCCUAAGAAUCAGUCGUUUACUUAAGGGUACCAUGGAGCAGCUCAAACAACGACAAGACGCAAAGUAUUCUGUUAUGAUGGGAGAGAACAUCAUCAAGCAGUGGUGUAACGAUUAUGGCGAGUACUACUCCGAGUAUCUGAUGCUUCUUGAAACUUUGACUAAUAUUCGGAAAGACAAACUUUGCAAAUCGAAGAACAAACUCGAGAUUCUAGUAGGCGUGGAGGGUCCUACUGGUGCUGGAAAGUCGUCAUUCUUGGGAUGCCUUUUGGGCAUUCCUGAAUUGUUCCCAGCGGGCCAAGAAGCUGCCUCCACUGCUGUUGUCGGCAAAGUAUCGUGGAACUAUUCGAGCAACUGUCAUGACAAGUUUCGGGCUACAAUCGUGUUUCGAAAGAAGGCUGAAGUCGAGAAUGACUUGGUGUCUUUGCUACUGGAGAUCAAUCGAUCAGCUGCUCUCGAAGAUAGCGACUUUGGCGAAGAGGAUGACUCCAUAGAAGGUCUUAUCGCCGCCAAGAUCGAAUCAAAGGAGAGGAUCGACUACGAACUUCCCAAAGUCAAAGCUGUCUGGGGACUUGAUAAGCACGGCGUGGUGGAGCUCGCACAGCAGCACUCUGAUGAGCGCACUUACAGCGAGAUAGUCGCAAGUAUACUGGAGACAAAUCCGGAUGCGCUCCAAUACCUUGAUGCUGGUGAGGAAAUGGUGAGCAGCGGGACUGCAAUUGAACUGGCGAACAUCAUCAAGCCAUUUCUGGACUCGACCUCCCAAAGCAAUGGAGAUGGAAAUCGUUGGUCUACAUGGCCGCUGGUCAAAGAGGUUCAGAUAUACGCCAAAGCCGAUAUCCUCAAGUCUGGAAUCACUCUAGUUGAUCUUCCUGGUUGCGGAGACGCGGUGGCUAGCCGUUCUGAUAUCGCCCAAAAGUUUGCUCGUCGACUGGAUGUGAGAAUGGUGGUCAGUCCUAUUAUUCGAAUGGCAGAUGAGAAGCAAGCACAGACUCUCAUGCAGAAUGGCUUCGAGCAAGCACAAAUGAGGAUCAGUGGAAAGCUUGAUGGGAACGGGUUCGCCGUUGUUGGAUCGAAAAUAGACGAUCUAAAGGUUGAUACUUAUAUCAACGACUGCAUGGACCUCCGUGACGACGUGGAGCUUCGCAAGAGCCAGACUAGACUCCACGCACUCAUCAAGAAGCAGGCAGACCUGAAAUCCAAACAGUCGCUGCUGAAGGAGACCAGCAAGAAGGCCAAAAGUGCUGAGAGGGGCGCAGCGAAGCAACUUGCGAGCACUCUGAGAAAGCCUGCAUUUAGUCACAAGCUGAAAGAACUUGAAGCCAAGAGAGACAAAACAGCCAUGGAUUCUGAUGAAGCGGACAAGGCACUUGAACAAAAUGAAAAUCGUCUAGAGCGAGCUACCCAGGAGAUAUUGUACCUGAAGCAUUUCAUCCACCAUCGAGCUAUAUCUACGAGAAACAGACGUGUCAUGUCGAACAUUCGAACCAGUUUGGCUCGUAAUCUUGAGGACAAAGACGACAGGAAGAAGCCUGUACAAUCGCAAGGUGAACUAGACUUCUUUCUUCCCAUCUUCCCUGUAUCAACCAGGGCGUUUUGGGAACUGGAAGACAGUCAAAAGGCAAUGGAUGGAUUUCCUACUCCCAAGUUUACUGGAGUCCCUGCUGUUAAGCAGUGGCUUCACAGAGCCACAAUGAGUAAGCGCGAGAAACACCUGGACGAGUCGUUGGACGGCUACCAAAGCUUGAUAACAAUGAUGCGAACCUACUCUCAACCAACUGGCCAUGAUGGUGAGUUUACAUUUACAAGGCAAGAUGUCGAGCACGCGCUUGCUGCGACCCAUGAAACCUUUGAACAUAGAUUGGGUCAAACACUCGCCGCAGCAUCAUACAGAAUCGACAAGCUCAAUCCACUCAAGAAAAAAGACAAAGCCAUGAAGAGAUUCAUAGCAGAAGCCGAAACGAUUGUGUCCAAGUGGGGAAAAAAGUUCCCUGACGACGCUGACAACGAUGCCAAGAUAACAUGGAAUACUUAUGGUGCAAACAUUUCUCGCAAGGGGACGGCCUGGACGACGAAGGGCAACCCACCUAUUAGAUAUAGUUGGAUGGAGAAUCUAGCUUCGCCUGUGGUGGAAAGCAUCAGCAAAGACUGGGACGCACAGAUGAACAAAGAGUUACCAAAGCUCAAAUCACUGAUGAUGGCAUAUUUCUCGCUGACCUGGACUCAAUACCUGGACCAGCUUCAUGAGGUCCUUAGAUCAAAGGUACCGUCCCUUGGUCACAGGUUCAGCAUCAUACGACCGAACCUGGACCGCUCCCAGCGAGCAACCGAGACAAAGAUCCUCGGAACUCUCAACGAUCUUUCUCAAAAGACAUCGAACGUCGUCUUCGAUGCUGUCAACUACCUAAAUCAAGAGAUGAGAUCGACGUUUCAAGCGGCCCUGACUAUCACUGGAAAGAAAUCAUUCGCGAAUCGCAAACACCUAAUCUUGAGCAAGGUGCAGAACGAUGUCCAACCAAUGUGCAAAGAAAUGAUCAAACGCCUGGAGGAUGGACUCGCAGAAAGGAAGGCAGUGGUGCCAGAUCAACUGCGGAAGAUAGCCGGAGAAGCAAUCGCCGGCGUCCAACGGCAAUUGUCAUUUCUGGUCAACAAUCUUGUGGAGAACUCCCGGCAUGAUCUGGAGAUGCGCGCGAAGAAAUCUGAAGUUCAGAAAACAAUCCGUGACAUGAUCGCAAAGUGGGAGAAUGAUUGGACUGAGAAGGGUAACCUUGGCAGUCACAUUCUGGACGAAGAUCUCAGCAUCCCAGACAUGAUCCCCAAGCCCGACUUUGAGUAUAGCGAUGUGGAGGAAGACGAGGAAGAACAACUGGAGGAAGACACUAUGAGCGUGGAUGAGGACGAGAUUGAUGAUAUCAGCGUGGAAGACGAUGAUCCCAAUGACAAGGACUUCAUCUGCGGACGUUGA